This is a messenger RNA of Coniophora puteana RWD-64-598 SS2, 2783 nucleotides long. Its product is annotated as DUF300-domain-containing protein. The coding region runs from base 56 to 2587 and encodes 843 amino acids. Lineage: Eukaryota; Fungi; Basidiomycota; Agaricomycetes; Boletales; Coniophoraceae. Gene Ontology annotation, molecular function: transporter activity. Gene Ontology annotation, biological process: transport. The transcript has 5 exons. The record is from RefSeq and is a predicted model, not a curated record.
UGCGCCGCAGCGUACCAGCGCUCGUCUUUCCCCUCCACCACCUCCAUAGUCAACCAUGGCGGAGACAGAGGGUAUACUGCCAGACGGUCGCGGUGCUGGCUCCAGUCUGCCACUUCCUGCGCUUAUCUUCGCUGGGCUGUCGACGCUGGUCGCAGUCGUCGUUAGCGGGUUAUCUAUCUACCUUCAACUCAAGAACUAUCGCAAGCCAAUGCUCCAAAGAAUGGUGGUCCGGAUUAUGGUUAUGGUUCCCAUAUAUGCUAUCGCCUCUCUCAUAUCUAUCUUCUCCCUCGACGCCGCCUUCUUCAUUGAUGCCAUACGAGACAUCUACGAGGCCUUCGUCAUCUACUGCUUCUUCGCGCUCCUCAUCCAAUACCUCGGCGGCGAGCGCGAGCUUCUCAUCCUCCUUCACGGCCGUCCACCUAAACCCGCUGUCUUUCCUAUGACCCUUUGGAGACAUGAUGUAGACGCCAGUGAUCCGUAUACAUAUCUGUUCCUCAAGAGAGGCAUUCUCCAGUACGUCCAAGUCAAGCCCAUGCUCGCGGUCGCAAGUCUCGUCAUGAAGGCUACGGGCACAUACCACGAAGGCGACUUCCGUGCACGAUCUGGUUAUCUCUACGUUUCCGUCAUAUACAACGUCUCUAUCUGCCUCGCUCUCUACUGUCUCGCAGUGUUUUGGAUGUGCGUCAACGAGGACCUAAAACCCUUCCGCCCCGUUCCCAAGUUCCUCUGCGUCAAAGGCAUCCUCUUCUUCUCCUUCUGGCAGUCCAUCGGCGUCUCCCUCCUCGUCGCAGCUGGCCUCAUCACGCGACUCGGCCCCUACACCGACUCCGAACACAUCUCCAUCGGCCUCACCGACAUGCUCAUCUGUAUUGAGAUGCCAUUCUUUGCUGCCGCUCACAUGUAUGCCUUCUCGUACAAAGAUUUCACCACCCCGUCUCCUCCGACCUCGUCCCUCACGCACUCGGCACGAGAGGCGCAAGAUAAGCCAGCAUAUUCCUACGUUGCGAGGUUGAGGAUAUGGUACGCGCUGCGUGAUAGUCUAGGCCUCAAGGACCUCGUCGAGGACACGCGAGCGACGCUUCGCGGAGAAGGGCUCACGUAUCGUUCGUUCGAACCGUCGGAGGGCGUGAUGCAUGUUGGCGUGGCAAGAGAGACCCGCAUUCGCGCGGGUCUUCGAUACGUCCGCGGCGGAAAGGGGAAAUACUGGCUCCCCGAGGUCGUCGAUCCGGCGGGUAGCGGCAACGCGUAUGGUCUAGCGGCCGAGGGCUCGAGGGCGCAGCGACAGGCGGCUCCUGGGAACGCGACGGCACACAGGUGGCUCGGAAAGUUGGUUGGGCAGACGAGGCACGAGAGUGAGGAGGCGAUCGCGCCGCUGCUUGCGGGUGAAGCGGAGGACGUGGUGCACGAUGCACCCGACAUGCGUUAUCGGGACUACGAUCACGGUUUACCGCUUCCGCCAGAUGAGGAUGAGGACGAUGGGGAGGACGGCUACGGCCUCGAGUUUGCACCGCCGAGCGAUGCAGACGAAGAGCUGUUCCGUGACGCGCGGCGAUUCGUGUUCGGUGAUUAUCUGUACCCCGUCGUGGACGUCAGCUCUGAGGAGGCACGGCGAGCGAUGUGGGAGGCCGAGGUGCGCGUUGUGCAAGACGUGAUGCCCGUCAAGGCAUCCAUACGCAAGGCGGCCGGAGGCGGGUAUGGCGCGACGGGUGCGACCAGUGCACGUCCGGGGGCGAGGUCGUCGCCACGGCGGCGGUACGAGGACGAAGACGAAGGCUUCGGCUCGGAGCCCGAGGAUCGUGUUGUUGACUUCGAGGAGGGUCUUCCCCCGCCAGGCCUCCGGCUCAAUUGGACAAGGACCAAGGGUGCGCGACCUGUCUCGCGCACUGGCUCAGGAUCGGGCUCAGCAAGCGGCGGCUCGCGCAACGCGAGCUCAAGCAACCUUCUCUCUCCACCAGCGCCUCCACAUGCUUCAUCCUCCUCUCAUCCUCGCGUCCGUGCAUCUUCCGCUGCAUCUGCCUCACAGCCGAAGUCGAAACCACCGAGCCAAGCUCCAAGCCCCUCAGCCGCCCGCUCGGACGCAUGGCACAACUCGCCCGCGCUCGGUGCACACGACCACGUCCGCUCUACCUCGUCCUCGUCGCACCCCUCCGCACGCCCCUCACCACGCAUCCACACGUCCAGCGGCGCACGCACGCCGCUCGUCCAGGACGACGCCGUCGACCUCAUCGUCCCGGACUCGGACGCUGCCUCUCCACCACCGCCUGCCCUGCGGCGCCCGUCGCACUCGCCCGACGCACGCUCGCCGCCUGCAGGUCUGCGGCGCGUCUGGCACGACGAGCAGCGUGCUGAGCGAGCGUCGGCGGGUCCGUUUGUCAUUGACGACGGCGUCGGCGACAACAAUGACGCUCGUGUGCGUGAAGAAGACAAAGACGAGGAGAUGCUUCUCGAUCGCUCGCCGGCGCAUCGGCCGCAGACAGAGUUCGAAGGUGUCGAGGGGCGCGUUGUGAGAGAGCAGAUGCCGCCGUCGCAGGUGCAGGCAGGGGCAUACACAUUUGUGGAUACGAAUGAGGAGAACCCGUGGGCGUAGGGUAGUCUGCUUUUGUCGUUCAGGUUGCGGGAUGUAGUUGUAGUCGAAGUGCAGCAGUGUCAGGGCUUUUGUAUACCCAUGUUCGAGUAAGGCCAAGAUGGGAUUAGGCCCGAUGGUAACACAAAUGCUGUUCGGUUUUCGGCUCUAUCUAUACUAGUUAUGGCACCAGUAUUGUAAUGAUGAAUCUUCAAUCUCA